Messenger RNA from Corapipo altera (White-ruffed manakin), 1346 nucleotides. It is a transcript of the gene RHEBL1, whose product is annotated as RHEB like 1. NCBI's taxonomy places the organism in Eukaryota, Metazoa, Chordata, Aves, Passeriformes, Pipridae. Gene Ontology annotation, cellular component: plasma membrane. Gene Ontology annotation, biological process: small GTPase-mediated signal transduction. The transcript has 7 exons. Gene Ontology annotation, molecular function: GTPase activity; GDP binding; GTP binding. Bases 1 to 1044 code for a protein of 347 amino acids. The record is from RefSeq and is a predicted model, not a curated record.
AUGCCGCGCACUGGAAACGAGGGGGCUCUGGCCCUGGGCACCCCUUGGGCCCAGGGAGGAGGGAAGGGGCACCCCCAGUCAAGUGCGCGGUCACCACGUGGCCGCGGCCGUUCCCUCCGUUUUCAUGAAUGGAGCCCCGGCGGGCACCGCGCCUGCGCCGCAGGCUGGCCCCGCCCCCUCCGCCGCGGUUCGGCCAAUGGGAGCGCGGGGCGGGGCCGUGUUGUGGUCACGUGCGGCCGCCGGUGUAGUGGCGGCGGCUCCGCCCCCUCCCGGCGCGGCGGGCGGUUUUUAUUGCGCCGUUUGUCGCGCCCGCCCGCGCCGCGGGCAGUGCCGCCCCUCCGGCACCGCAGAGUGCUCGUUCUCGGCCCCCCCCGCGCCGUGGGUAAAACCUCCCUGGCCCACCAGUUCGUGGAGGGGAAGUUCGUGGAGUGCUACGAGCCCACGGUGGAGAGCACCUACAACAAGGUGGUGGUGGUGGGCAAGGACGAGUUCCAGCUGCAGCUGGUGGACACGGCCGGGCAGGAUGAAUACAGCAUCCUGCCCCACUCCUUCAUCAUCGGCACCCAUGGCUACGUCCUGGUGUACUCGGUGACCUCCCUGCGGAGCUUCCAGGUGGUGAAGACCCUCCACGACAAGCUGUACGAGAGCCGGGGAAGACUCGGUAGGUGCUGUCCCUCGUGGGGAGGGGGGGGUCAGGGGGGCAGGGCCCUCACCCUCCCCAUGCCUGCAGCAUGCCCGUGGUGCUGCUGGGGAACACAGCAGACCUGGCUCUGCAGAGGUCAGGGAGGCUCUGGGGGUCCCAUGUCCCCCCUGCCCGUCCUCUGCUGUGUCUCCAGCAGGGAAGUGAGGACAGAUGAAGGGAAGAAGUUGGCGGAGUCGUGGGGGGCCUUUUUCCUCGAGUCCUCGGCCAAGGAGAGCCAGGUGACCCAGGGGAUCCUCAUGAAGAUCAGCGAGGAGAUCGACCGGGUGGACAAUUCCCACGGCAGAUCCACCGGCUGCUGCCUGACGUGGUGCCCCCAGGGUGGGGCACGACCCCCUGGAUGAGGCAGGCCCCCCCCCAGGACCUUUGCCCAGACCUUGGUGGUGGCUUUGGGGGGGACCACACAGUCCCACUGCGGUUUGGGACCCCUCACUUUGCACGGGCUGUGGAGCUCACGGGGGGCUGGGAGCGGGGUGGGGGUCCUGUCCCAGCCAGGAGCCCCCCGGCCCAUCGCUGCUGUCCCCCCACACGCACAAGGACACGUCAGGGCUGCUCCUGCCCCGGGAGCCAGGGCUGAAUGCGGGUGUUGUUCCCGGCUGUGCCGGACCCGUGGGAGUCAGGACUGGAACAAUUAAACGUUGUUUUG